GGGGAGAAGGAUAAAAGACGUUUAAAGCAGUUAUCUCCUUCCAUUCUGUAAGCGAAAUCUCCCAUGCAAUAGGAGUCUGUAUUACCAAUAGUUAGGUAGGAAUCAGCACCUUGCUCUUGGGAAAAAUGGAGAACUGGACUAUGGAUCAAGUUAAGUUCUCCCUCACACACAACUUUUUUCCAGAAGUAUGGAACAGCAGACUAUGGAAAAGCUAGAUCUGUUGAUGGAGGCCUUCAGUUUCUAGCAUAGCCAACCCCUUUGAAAAUGACACCAAAUAAAAACAGCUUCCUAGGAUUAAAUUCAAGAAACCUGCCCUUUCAAAAUCCAUGCUAAUAAGCUACAGUGCAGUGUUAUUAGGCUACUGUGCAGUUACCAUCACGAAAAAGCCGUGCACAUUUAGUUAGUACUUCAUUAAGCAAGUACUAAACUAAAUGCGGAGUAACUACUGCACAUUAAUGAAUGUGUAGACAUGCCCACAGCAAAUAGCUUUCAUGUUUACAGAUGCCUAAGGAUUUUGCUAUAAGCCUUCCAUAAAAAUACUGUAUUGAUGGGGUAUUGUUUUGAACCAUCCUCAUUGUUAAAGAUAAAUACAGUGGAGCAGCUGGGUGCUCAUCUUGCCUAACUGGCUCUUGAGGCUGUACUUUUGUCUCCAUUCCUUUCACAACAUGCCAGCUGCUCUCAACAUUUUGCAUGCUGUUAAAAUGAGCUUUUUAUGUUGAUGAAAAAUAUUGCACAAAAUAGAAGGACUCAUCGUCUUUUUCUGUGCCAAUUAUCCUACCCCUUGUGAUAAAACCUUACUUUCCAAAUCCAUUGUGUGUUUCAACAAACGUUUCUCGGACAUGACAUUUUGACACUCUCACCUUUUCUACUAUUAAUACCCCUUCAUUUUUCAACAAUCAGUAUAACCAUAUGAAAUCUCCUGAAACAGGCACAAUAACCGAUUAUAUUGUUCUGGUAUCGGUACCUAGUUAGCUUCCCCAACAUAAGCCAAAACCAUAAUUUGUAAGCCAUCUUAAAAUAAUUUGAUUUUCCUGUGAAUUCUGGGAGAGAGAAUGCUACGGAGUUGUCUUAACUCUUGCAUUUCAGGCUAAAAGAGCAUCUUAAAACCCAAACAGGUCUUUUACAUGAAUAUUUUAUGAUAGAAUGCUAGUCUGAAUGUAUACCCAAAUGCACAUUUUGGGAGGGAUGUUUCAAAUUUCCUUCCCAUUCUAUAACUACCUGCUAACAGUGUCACUGUAGGGGAUCCAGUCACCUUUAACACAAAAGCAUGCAAGCAAAGCUGUUUCAGAGAAAUGUUCCUUUCAGAUCAAGACUUGUGUUUUUUCUGGUAGUGCGAUGGGUGUGAAUUACUAAAAAUUAUACUAUUUAUAAAGCUAUUACUUUACAGAAAAAAACAUUAAGGUGCUGUAAUAAGUGGGCCAUCUCAGGGCUGGUCUAGACAUUGGCUCAGCCACUUGUCUAGGGCAGUCUGCCCACCUGCCUUUCCUGCCAUACCUUUGAUGUAGCUGAAGAUAUUCCUAGGCAGGAGGCUGCCCAUUUAAUUGCCUUGAUGCCAAGGGCAAAUACAUGGCUCCAAACCUCCCCUAAUACCAUCUCCCAUGCCUUGCAGAUGGCAUCCAUAUCCAUCAUUACUCUCCGGCCCCUUAGCUGGGCCAUCACACUCCUUCCCCGCACUGAGGCUCCUAUCUUCCCAUGCCCCCACAUUGGGGCUUCUGGGUCUAAUGCUACUUGGGCCUCAUGCCUCACUUAGUGGGCCUGGGCCCAGUCUCAGGCCCCCUUCAAAUCAGCCUGGACCCUGCCUCAGGCCCCUUUCAGCAGGCCUUGGCCCUGUGUUUUUCUUUCAGUGUGUGCCCCCCUAGCCUUUCCCCUCCACUGAGUUAUCUGCAAGGCAGUAGGGGUGAGGCUUUCUGGUGCCCCAUACUUGCCCAUCACUGAGGAGGCACAGGUGUGGCAUUUUCCAGAGAAUGCCCUGCCACAGGCAGCCCCACCACCCCAUCCUCCCCAGCAGGUGUAGUUUUAGGUCAUGCCCCAGGACCAUGAACCUCCUCCAUCUCCAUAGUUCCUACCCUGAAGCUCCAAGCUGUUCUGCCAGCAGCAGCUCCAGCCAGGCAACAUUCUCCCUCUGGCUCCUUGAAGCAACUACCUGCUCUAGUGCUCAGGGCCUGCUUUUAUUCUCCAGUAGCUAGGCCUUCCUUCCAAUCAGGCAGCCUCCUGCUGGCCAUGUGACUCCUGAUUGACAGUGCAGUCACCUGUAAGCUGCUCAGGCUCCUUAAAGUAGCAGGCACAACCUAUGCUCUGCCACAGAUGCCUGUUCCAGAACAUCUAAGGAAUUAGGCAUCCUCCAUCCCCUAUCAAUAUGUCUUUUGGCAGUAGGGAGCAUAGUCAUUCUCCAGUUUAACUGUAAAUGACUUGUGGUUUCCAUUGGAAAACUAUUCCAUAUGGUUUAAGAGCUCACUGUCAAGAUAUUUUUUCUGAUGAAUUAGAUUUCCUCCAUUUUAUUUUAAUUGCCUUUGUGCCUCAGGUCCUUCCUUGUUGACAUUUAUACUACUCAAAGGCUUCAUCUACAUGAGACACUGACUAUGUGGUCAUUUAGCACUAGUAUAAACAAGUACUAAAUGACUGCAUAGUAACUUGAGUUACUGUGCAGUAGUGCCAACAAACAGCUUUUUUGUGAUGCUGACUGCAGCAGCCCAAGACUGCUGUGCACUAGCAUUGUAUCAUGCUUUCUGCCACAAUGAUCUCGGGUUACUGUGCAGCCAGCAUCUCAUGUAAACAAGGCCAAAGAGUAGUAGAUCUUCUUUGAAGAGGAGUAGAAUGGUCCUUUAAAUCAUUCCUUAAAUCAAUCCGUCCAGCUCUUGAGCCCUUUCCUUUUUGGUUUGACAACCAUUUGAUGACCCUUCUCUCCAGAGUCUGAAUUCCUUUCUGUAGUUCCAUCCCUUUGCUAGGGAUCCCUCUGUAAUGAGCUCCAGGGAUAGUUGCAGACAGGACCAAUGGAGUCAUACUGUCCAGACUCAAGAUACACUGGGACCUUAGUGUGACAUGGGGCUCAUCCAAGGGGUAGCUCGGACUUUUGGUUUGUAUGUUUAUAAUUGCAAUUGGGCAGUUCUUCCAAACAGUUCAGGAGAAAAUCUACAAGGAGAUUCUCAGGGAGUUUUCCUUUAUCCCCUGCUUGCAAAUGAAAAGGUGAUAAGGCCAUAAGUGUUUGUACAGGCCCAGAAUGGAGGGACUGUAAUCCUUGUUUGAGAUCUCUUAAUACUGUUUAGCCUUCUGGCCCCAUGAGCCAGGUGCAGGGCUGGUCUGUGGACCAGAUCCUGUACACAGGAUGUGUCAGUAUGGGGCACUGGCCCCACCAUACGCUGGCCUGAUCUAGUGCUCAGGGUCACGUCAUCCAACUUGCAGGGCUCCCUACAGGUCCAGAAAUUUGGCUGUUGAGGAACAAUGAUUAAUGCUACCACUGCUACCCCACCACCAAAUUUCCAGACCUGUGGGGAGAUCCACUGGGCCAGAGGAUGAGUACCACUGUCUUAGCCCUACUCUAAAAUGAAUGUGCCCUUUGUAUUACGUCUCUUUCAUCACAGGUCUUUGCAUCGCAUGUCAAUUCAGUGUUUUUGUGUAUAACGCAAUAUUGACUCUCUUUUAAAUGAUUAAUAAAGCUGAACUUGCCACAAAUCACUCAUGCUCCCAAUGGUACAUGUACCACUGGCUAAAGAACUCCUUUACUCAAAUGUAGGAUAUCUUUUUUCUUGUUUUUUAGGGUAGAUUGACCCACCGCGCACCCCUGGACAAAUUCUCUUUCAAGUGCCGGAUCUGUUUGACAUCCAGUAUAUGUGACUAAAGUUCCAGGAAGCUCUGCAAAAUCACAACGUUUGCACUAAAAGUGACCGUUGAAGCUAAAUUGAGGAAAUGGAAAACUGUUAGCUUCUAAAGCAGUGGCUCCCAGCCCCAGGUCACGACCCAAACGAGGGUUGCAGGGGCAAUGCCGGGGGUGCUGAACACAAAAGAUGACCUGCCUCUGCCCCAGAGCUGCCGCCGCCGCCACCCCACUCUGCUCCCAGCAGCGGGUGGUGGAAAAACAAGGAACCAUUACAGUGAGGAUGAAGACUAAGCCUGUGAUUGCAUCACUGAAUGACAAUACCUCAAUAGCAUGCCAAAUCCAUGGAUAUGAUAUACCACUGGAUAGCUCCAAAAUGGGAGUCACUUGGUCUCGGAAGACUUCUAACACAGACAAAGAAGAGACACUGUUCCAGUUUCUUGCUGGAAAUUCUACUUCUUAUAGAUUAGGAACCAGUAUAUCUAAGGAUGAGCUUAUAAGGGGAAAUGCUUCACUUUUUCUACCAAAAGUACAAUUUAAGGAAGCAGGAACAUACAGAUGCAAAGUAACUGUUACACCUUCUGCAGCUGAAGACACAGGUGUUUUGGAGGUAGUUGCUCAGCCAGUUGUCAACUUGUUCCCAGAGGAAGUCACAAUUGAAAGUGACAAAGAGAAGACCCUGUCAUGUGAAGUAAAAAAUUUCUAUCCAAAUUCACUUAACAUUAGGUGGGUUAAGGUUUCAAAGAAGCAUCAGGACAGUGGUGUAGCAGGAGAAGACAUCUGCACAGGAACUUCUGUGGAAAAUGAAGAUGGCACGUUUAAUGUCAUCAGCAAAUUAAGGCUGCAGCCAUCUUUGCAAGAUAGUGGAAAUGUCUAUAGGUGUAUAGUGAGUCACAAAUCAUUGCAAGACAAUUUACUUGUCACUGCCACCUUGACUGUGACAGCCCCCAAGUCAGAUGUGGGCACUUUAGCUGGCAUCUGUGUUGGAACCAUACUACUUUGCAUCUUCACGACUGCAGUGGUAGCUUUCAUAUACAAAAAGUAUUUAAAAAGAAUUCCACCAAACAUAAUAGCAUUCACAGGGAAUGUGGAAAUGAAACAUUUGGAGGAUUCUGUUUUGUACUGCCAGAUUUCUGGCUUUCGUCCAAAAUGUAUAAUGGUAGAUUUUUUUCUUAAAAAACAUCAGCAAGAAAAAGAAAAAAUUUACUCCUGGAAAAGCAUACAACAGGACACUAAACAAAGCAGUGAAGGAACUGCUCUCUUGGAGAAGUUCAGAGAUUUUCAGUUUCAGUUAAAUUUGCAGUCACGUGAUAAUGGCACUUUUGAAGUUUCAUGCACCAUUCAUGUACGUCCAAAUGUUCAUGAGCAUGACAAUGCGGAGCUUUCACUAGAAAUUAGUCACGAGGCCCUUCAGAGGGGGCCCACUAUAAGAACGACAUUACUGAAGGUCAGAGCUGAGCCAGAUUUGGAUCCAGUGCUGUGUUCUACUGAUGAGCUAAAACUUGAUGAGCCUCUGACUCUGACCUGCAGAAUUCAUUCUUUUUUUCCUAAAACAAUUGAAUUACAGUGGUGUAAAGAUGAACAAGCAUUGGAAGAAUCCAUCACUAGUGAAGAGACUAAGAGAUCAGAUGGACUUUUUUUCUAUACCACUAAUUUAACAUUUGUUCCUAAAGCUGAGGAUGUUGGAAAGAGAUUCACAUGCAGAGCAAAACAUAGGCACUCACACCUGUAUAAAGAAUCUUCCUGGCAGCUGGAAAAUCUGGUACUUAAUCCACAAGUUUCAGAAAUUGUAUGUGAUCCCAGUAUUCCUGAAGUUGGGAAGUCUGUCACGCUAUCCUGUACAAUGACUAAUUACUACCCAGCAGAGUGUCAGGUGCGCUGGAUAAGAGACUUUGAAGAACUUGGCAAUGCUGCAGUUAGAAUGCAGGACAUCCAGCCGAAUACAGCAACAAACCUGCAUCAUAAAGCAAGUUAUAUCACAAUUAUGCCUCAGCCAGAGGACCAUGCAGUCACAUACUUUAUGGAAGUUACCCAUUGCAGCAGAACUAUAAGAAAAGCUUAUCCUCUCAUGUUAAAAGGUUUUCCAAAGGUUACAGGUCCUGUUUUUCAUCCAAAUGAUAUGAAAUAUGGAGACCCAUUCUCUGUAACCUAUGAAGUGAUGGAUUUCUAUCCCAAGGAUUUUCAAGUCCAGUGGUUAAAGGAAGAGGAUGAAAUCAGGAGUGGUUCAAUCAUGGAGGACCUAAAACAGGACUCAAAAGGUUGUUUCCACACAUCUUGUAAAUUUGACCUAACUCCCACUGCUUUGGAUUAUGGCAAAAAGAUUGUCUUCAGAGUGAAGCAUGAGACUCUGACACAGCCCAUUACAAAAUACAUGUUCCUAAAACUCCCAGCAAAGUCUCCUACCGUUUCUGAAAUAAGAGCAACUCCUGCCCGACCAAACGUUGAUGAGACCAUCUGUCUUGAAGCUUCUAUAUCUGAUUUUGCACCCAAGGAUAUAAAAGUUGCAUGGUAUAAAGACUGGAUGAAGUUACAGGAAGACAAUACCCUAAAUCCUCAAAUUGCAAGAAAUGGUUUAUGUUUCUAUGUGAGCAAGUUACAAUUUUCUCCAAAAGCAUCUGAUAAUAAAACUUCUCUCAGAUGUGAGGUUAUUCAUCUAGCAACUCAUUGCUUUAUAGAGAAAUUCUUUGAAUUGAAACUCAGAGAUUUUUCAACCAGUACUGGAGAUCUGUCCACUCUGACUACAAAUCAAAAUCACGAAGGAUCAUUAACAAACCCAAGAUCCUCUAUUCUUGAAAGAGCUCCUACCCUGACAAUACAGUGCCUUACCAACAACCCAAAGGCUGGUGAGAAUGUAACACUUCAAUGUUUUAUAUAUGGAAUAAGUACAGACAACACUUAUGUUUCAUGGUAUAAGGGAAGAUAUCCUAUUGAAGAAGGAAUAGAGAACACAGACUGUGAGGAUAAGCCUGGUUUUACUACAUCUGUAAAUUUUAAAACCAAAGGAGAUGAGAAAGAAUGUAAGAUUAGGUGUGAAGUUGUUACUGAAGAUGAAACUUUUGAAGAAACCUACACCUUAAAACUUGGAUGACCUCCAUUGAGUGAAGAUCGUAAACAUCACCACAAUUAUCACCAUCUGUAGACUACUCCUGUUAUCAAAAGACAGGAAUACCCAGUUACCCGUGAGGGCACACUUCUCACAGGAGGGCCACUCUCUCUCUCUCUCUCUCCAGUCUCUCAGUCCUGAUCCUCAAGGGAAACUUACACAACACUUCCCAGAGACAAGCCUAUGAACUCCCUUUCAUCAACCUCCUGGAUACUAGAGAUCAUGGACUAAACAUAGACAUUGGAUUUUUGACACAUUAUAAUCUGCCUGGCAACUGACUCCCCAGCCCAGCCCCUGGCUUCUUUACUUUUCACUCCAUCCACGAAGAGCACACACCAGCUGCUGAAACCUCCUUAGCCUGAUGAAGGGUUUUUGAACCCAAAAGCUUGCUUAAUAACUAUUCGGGUUGGUCUAAUAAAAGAUAUCAAGUUCA
Molecule: messenger RNA, 7347 nt
Organism: Alligator mississippiensis (American alligator)
Lineage: Eukaryota; Metazoa; Chordata; Crocodylia; Alligatoridae
Gene: NCR3LG1
Product: natural killer cell cytotoxicity receptor 3 ligand 1
Exons: 12
Coding region: 4002-6899 (965 amino acids)
Source: RefSeq, a predicted model, not a curated record